Gryllus bimaculatus (two-spotted cricket) is the source of this 642-nucleotide messenger RNA. The record is from the annotation of a GenBank genome assembly. Lineage: Eukaryota; Metazoa; Arthropoda; Insecta; Orthoptera; Gryllidae.
AUGGAUAUAAAUUUGAGUAGUCGGCAAACGGCUGAAUACAUUAAGCCGUGCAACCGAACGGAUCCCAAAAUCGAAGACUGCAUUCGUUCAUCCUUCAACCAUUUAAGGCCGUACCUCCAAAAAGGUAUUCCCGAGCUCCAGCUGCCCCCUCUGGAGCCCAUGCGCGUGGACAACCUGGCCAUGGAGAACGGCAACGGCGCCGUGCGAGUGCGCGCCGUCUUCUCCGACGUCGACGUGCGCGGCGCCUCCAACUACACCGUCGAGGGCGUCAAGGCGGACGUGUCGGCGUACCGCAUCGAGAUGACGCUGGGCCUGCCGCGCAUCGAGACCGCCGGCCGGUACGAGGUGUCGGGCAACGUGCUGCUCUUCCCGGUGCGCAGCCGCGGCGACUUCUGGGCCGCCUUCCACAACGUGACGGCGGUGGCGCGCAUCCAGGGCCGCGAGAUCGUCAACAACGGCACCAACGUCAUGAAGGUGGAGCGCCUCACCGUCGACUUCACGCUGGGCAAGGCGCGCUUCCGCGUCAGGGACCAGCUCAACGCCAACAACGUGCUCGCGACGCUGAGCAUCGGGCGCCACUUCAAGUCCUUCCUCAACGGCGCCUUCACGCAGGUGCCCAUCACCGUCUGGCUGUGGGACUGA